Molecule: messenger RNA, 780 nt
Organism: Haemonchus placei
Lineage: Eukaryota; Metazoa; Nematoda; Chromadorea; Rhabditida; Trichostrongylidae
Source: the annotation of a GenBank genome assembly
GCAGUGGGUCUUAUUGAUAUUGAUUUGAUUCUUCGAUUUCGUACUGUACGAAAGAAAAGUCGCUUGACACUAACACAGUUCCUUAUGUUGAAUCUAAUUACAAGCUAUGAACUGAUAGAAGAAGAACUCAGAUCGAGUUAUCAUCCACAAAACGUAUUCUGUUAUGCUAUAGAUCACAAAGCGAAGGAAGACUUCACGCAGAAGAUUGAAAAACUCUCAAAAUGCCUGCCCAAUGUGUUAGUUCCUAACACGCGAUACUCUAUUGGAAGGACCGGAAUCAACGGGACUCGGGCACAUUACGAAUGUUUGAAGGCACUUAUGAGGAUCUGGAGUUCUCUCUCAGCUAUUCACGACAGUGGAUUUCAGAAUUACGACAUCAUGAUUAAAAGUGUUUAUGAGACCGUUUCAAUUCUGCAAAAACUCGGUGGAGCAAAUGAUGUCCACGUGAGACCAUGCGAAAGUUAUCGCUAUAAUCAGUCCUUAGAAUGGGAUGUUCAAUCACUGAAAUUCUUCCGAAACGGUGCGCUUUCGGUCCUAGGAGUUGAUGAAGUUCUCAUUCCAACGCUGCAAGUGAGUGAUAGCAUCGACAUGCCGGGAAGAUUUACAGCGGAAUGUGUGCAGAAAGGAAAAGUCAUUGGCUUUAUAACGAGGUCAGUUUACUCGGCAAAGGUAAAAAUAUUUAAAAAAUGGAACCAGAAGUGCGACCAACGGAUGAGGCAUUUCACCCUAAACCCUACCAAAGGAAAGAGGCUCACCAAGAAAUGUUCUAGUACCGGCUAG